AUGUCUGAUACUGUGAGGGGUAGUAUUGAAGAGCCUGUUUUGGCAGUUGACUAUAUGGAAGCAAUAGCUGAAAAAUUCAAGGAAAGCAAUAAGGCUGAGGCAGCUAGACUUUCCAAGGAGAUGAAUGAGUUGAAGUAUACUGGUAGUGGGGGUGUUAGGCAGCAUAUCUUGAAGCUCACUGAGCUAAACACUAGGCUCAGGGAUUUAGAUCUGGGAGUCAAGGAUGACCAACUUGUCCACAAUGCCUUAGAUUCUCUACCACCUAGCUUCAAUACCUUAAGAACUAGCUACAAUGCACAGAAGGAGAGCUGGACCUUGAAUGAGCUGAUAGCUAUUUGCGUGGAUGAGGAGAGUAGAAUGAAGAAAGAGAAGCAGCCCUCCACCUCUGUCAAUUUAGUUGAAAAGCCAAAGAAACAGAACAAAUUCAAGCCUAAGAAAACUAUAGCCAAGCCAUCAGGAAAUACUGCAGCAGCUAAAGACACAUGA
This is a messenger RNA of Rosa chinensis, 486 nucleotides long. RefSeq lists its product as uncharacterized. Lineage: Eukaryota; Viridiplantae; Streptophyta; Magnoliopsida; Rosales; Rosaceae. The record is from RefSeq and is a predicted model, not a curated record. The transcript is spliced from 2 exons. Bases 1 to 486 code for a protein of 161 amino acids.